AUGACAUCCUGGAUGUACCCAAGAAUGUCUGCGGAUAGUUUUAAAUUUGAGAACUUGAAGAAGCGUUACAACUUGAGGAUCACUGGUGAGUCAGCCUCAACGGACAAUGUAGCAGCUAGGGCAUAUCCUAAGAUCUUUGCUGAGAUCAUCCGGGAGAAGGGCUACAAGCCGGAGCAGGUUUUCAACGCUGACGAAACUGGCUUGUGGUGGAAGAAGAUGCCAGCCAGGACGUUCCUUAACUUCCUUUUCAGGGAGGAAAUGAGUGCACCGGACUUCAAGGUGGCCAAAGAUCAUGUGUCUCUAUUGUUAUGUGGCAAUGCUGCAGGACACAUGAUCAAGCACAUGCUGCUGAACCAUGCCAAGUGUUCGUGUGCACUUAAGAACAAAGAUAUGCACCUCUUCCCAGUCUUCUCCCACCACAACAAGAAAGCCUGGAUGACAACAGUGUUGUUCACCAACUGGUUUCACAAUUGUUUUGUGAGGGAGGUUAAGGAUUACCUGCAGGAUAAAGGCCUGGAGUUUAAGGUCCUCCUCGUGAUCGACAACUGCCCUGGCCACCCCAAGGCCCUCAAGGUUGCAAACAAAAAUGUUGAGGUGAUCUUUCUGCCCAAGAACACAUCAUCAUUGCUCCAACCAAUCGACCAGGGAGUCAUCGCUGUCUUCAAGGCCUUCAUCUUCAUCCAUCAGUGGCAGGGGAGAGAGGAACGGGCUCUACAUAAACAGCCAGCAUGGAAUAGUGAGUGUUAA
Molecule: messenger RNA, 747 nt
Organism: Homarus americanus (American lobster)
Lineage: Eukaryota; Metazoa; Arthropoda; Malacostraca; Decapoda; Nephropidae
Product: tigger transposable element-derived protein 1-like
Exons: 2
Coding region: 1-747 (248 amino acids)
Cellular component (GO): nucleus
Molecular function (GO): DNA binding
Source: RefSeq, a predicted model, not a curated record